GUAUUAUAACCUUGAUACGAUCGGUAGGCCAAGGACGAAGGGACGAGAGGGAAGCAGACAGCAAACGAGGUUAUAUUUCAUUUCGUGCAACGGGCCAUGGCCUCUCACCCACAGACAGACCACGAGAAGCGAAAGCAGAUCAGUAUUCGCGGAAUAGCUCCUGUGGAGAAUGUUGCCGAAUUCAAGAAGGCAUUCAAUCGCCAUUUGCAUUAUACUAUUGUGAAAGAUAGAAAUGUGGCGACCCCGCGCGACUACUACCUCUCGCUGGCACACACUGUCAGAGAUUACUUGGUGGGGCGUUGGAUCCGCACCCAGCAGCACUACUAUGAAAAGGACCCUAAGAGGGUGUACUAUUUGUCCCUGGAAUUUUACAUGGGUAGAACCCUGUCUAACACCAUGGUGAACCUGGGCAUUCAGAGUGCAUGUGACGAAGCCCUGUAUCAGAUUGGCCUUGACAUUGAGGAGUUGGAGGAGAUCGAGGAGGAUGCUGGUUUAGGUAAUGGUGGACUUGGACGUCUGGCAGCAUGUUUUUUGGACUCAAUGGCCACCCUUGGUCUGGCAGCAUAUGGUUAUGGCAUUAGAUAUGAUUAUGGAAUUUUCGCCCAGAGGAUUGAAAAUGGCUGGCAGGUUGAAGAACCAGAUGAGUGGCUGAGAUAUGGAAAUCCAUGGGAGAAAUCUAGGCCUGAGUAUGUACUACCGGUCAAUUUCUACGGACGGACAGAGACAACUGAUUCUGGAGUGAAGUGGGUGGACACACAGGUGGUAUUCGCCAUGCCGUUUGACAGCCCUAUUCCAGGCUAUGGUAACAACACUGUCAACACCAUGCGUUUGUGGUCAGCUAAGGCUCCAAACAGCUUCAAUUUGCAUUUCUUUAACAAUGGAGAAUAUAUCAGUGCUGUGUGUGACAGAAACCAGGCAGAAAAUAUCUCCCGAGUUCUCUACCCUAAUGACAAUUUCUUCGUGGGUAAAGAGCUUCGUCUAAAACAGGAGUACUUCCUAGUGGCAGCUACUCUACAGGACAUCUUACGCCGCUUCAAGUCUUCAAAGUUCGGCAGUCGUGACCCUGUCCGCAGAUCAUUUGAAUCAUUCUCAGACAAGGAGAAUGACAUUAAUGAUAAUCUAGAUGGAUUUGCUGAGAAGGUGGCUAUUCAACUGAAUGACACCCACCCAUCCAUGGCUAUUCCUGAACUGAUGAGGAUUUUUGUGGACAUUGAGGGACUGCCUUGGGACAAGGCCUGGGAAAUCACUGUGAAGACCUUUGCUUAUACAAACCACACUGUCCUCCCAGAGGCUCUGGAGAGGUGGCCUGUGUCCAUGUUGGAGCAGAUUCUCCCUCGACACUUACAAAUUAUGUACUACAUCAACCAUAACUUUCUACUGGAAGUUGCAGCUAAAUACCCAGGAGAUGAAGGAAAGUUGAGACGCAUGUCAGUUGUGGAGGAGGAUGGAGAGAAGAAGAUUAACAUGGCAUAUCUCAGCAUCAUUGGCUCUCAUGCUAUCAAUGGGGUGGCUGCCUUGCACUCAGAAAUCAUCAAGAGAGACACGUUCCGUGAAUUCUAUGAGAUGUACCCAGAGCGUUUCCAGAACAAAACAAAUGGGAUCACACCUCGCCGGUGGUUGUUGCUGUGUAAUCCCGGUCUGUCAGAUGUCAUUGCUGAGAAGAUUGGAGAGGACUGGGUCACAGACCUGUACCAGCUGAGGAAUCUCAAGAAGUUUGCAGAGGAUGAAAAUUUUCUCAGAAAUGUCAUCAAAGUGAAACAGGAGAAUAAAAUGAAGUUGGCGGAAUAUAUCCAGGAGCACUACAACAUCAAGGUCAACACAUCCUCUAUCUUUGACAUCCAGGUGAAGAGAAUCCACGAAUACAAGAGACAGCUGAUGAACUGCUUCCACAUAAUUACCCUAUACAAUCGACUCAAGAGGGACCCCAACCAGGCCUUUGUUCCCAGGACUAUCAUGAUUGGAGGAAAGGCAGCACCAGGCUAUCAUGUUGCCAAACUUAUCAUCAAGUUGAUCACCAGUGUUGCCAGGGUAGUCAACAACGACCCAAUCAUUGGGGACCGUCUUAAAGUUGUUUACCUGGAGAAUUACAGAGUCUCUCUGGCAGAAAAGAUCAUUCCCGCAGCGGACUUAAGUGAGCAGAUCUCGACCGCAGGAACAGAGGCUUCUGGAACAGGAAACAUGAAGUUCAUGUUGAAUGGAGCUCUGACAAUUGGAACACUGGAUGGUGCUAAUGUGGAGAUGAUGGAGGAAAUGGGAGAAGAAAACAUUUUCAUUUUUGGAAUGAAAGUCCAUGAAGUAGAGGAACUGAAGAAGAGUGGUUACAACCCCCGCCAUUAUUAUGAGGCAAACUCUGAUCUUCGUUUGGUGCUAGAGCAGCUGAACACAGGCUUCUUUUCACCAGAUAAACCAGGGCAGUUCAGGGAUCUGUACAACACUGUUAUGUGGCCGGACAGAUUUUGUCUGCUGAAGGAUUAUGAAGCUUACAUAAGAUGUCAGGACAGCGUCAGUGAAGUAUUCAAGAAUCCUCUAAAGUGGGCAAAGAUGUGUGUACUCAACAUUGCUUCCUCAGGAAAAUUCUCCAGCGACCGCACAAUCUCGGAGUAUGCAAGAGAAAUAUGGGGAGUGGAGCCUAAUGAUAUUAAAUUGCCACCUCCUCAUGAGGGCCUUGACUCAAUGGACAGCAAGCCACCACAGAAGAAGUGAGAUCUCAUGUGACGACUUAGUCCAAUUGAGUUUUGUUGAUUAUGUUGUUGCUUUGUUGUGGAAUACACUUACAGUCAUUAUAUAUGUGUGUGUAUUUGAGAUUGGCUAUACAAUUCCUAUAGUGACUGAGGGGACUUUUUGCAGUAAACCUGUACUAUGAAUGAUUUAAAUGUAUUUGGAGAAUGUAGCUUAUCCAUUACCUGUAAUAGAAUGUAGCACAUAGUGUGUGUUUAGGUAGAGACAUCAUUUUAUUGCCAUGCCAUAUAACAUGUAGGAAAUAUGGUGUUUAAUUUAAAUUAAUGUUGUUUCAUAGAAUGUAAGAGUAAAAGAAAAGCAUUGUUAGAAUACUAAAUCCUAGCUUAAAUUUGAUCAUUAUUGCACAAGUUUUCUUUGUUGUUUUUUUAAAAAUUAUAUUUUAAGUUUUUUUUUUAAGUAUUUCUGUGACAUCACCUUAUUUUUUAUUUUGUCUGCAAUAGUAGCAGGUGUGUCUAGAAGUUUUGAUUGUGAACAUUUUAUCAACAGUUAUGUUUACAUGUUUAUACAUGUACAUGUAUUGUCAUGAAUUUUACUUGGACACUGCAAAAAAUUUGGUAGUGUUGAAAUUUACAAUGCAAUAGAAUAGGUACAGAAUAGAAAGACAAAGUAGUGAUAACAAAUCAAUUUAAAAACAGCCAUAGAUGUUAUACUGGAAGAAUUCAAUCUACAGAUAUAGAUAUUGGGGGAGGGGGUCUACAAAGAUGCUGGGUAGGAAAAAGUUUAGAUGCUGUAUUAUUAAACGGGAAAUUGUUAUAUAUUGCAGUCUACAAUUACUUGUACCAUUCAGCAUUUAGACUUGUAUACACUAAUAUUUACAUUCACUGAUGUUUUGUGAGUAAUAAAACUUUGCCGUUUCAUUGGGUUUUUUUUGUACUUCUCAAUGUAAGAAGUGUGAUGUUCAGGUAACAAUUCAGCUCGACAUUAAAAAUAUCAACAACAAAAAGAUCCCCACUAGAAGGAAUAAAUGUCAUUUGUGUAUAUUAUGGGGGGUGUAAACAAUGGGAGUAUGAUUUGAUUCCUGUCGAUUAUAUAAAUUACCCUGUGCUUCCAUUAUCUUUAUAAAAUGCAUAAUACAAAAAAACUGGACAUUAAUUUUAUUCCUUAACAAAUAAUGAGCUGAUUUCUUAAGACAUGUUACAAAAAUUGUGAUGAAUGUAUGUAGCUGAUGAAUUUUUUAUGUGGUGCUAAGCAUUCCUCUGAGAUACCUGUUUUCUGCAAAUCCAUGUUAUUUUUUCUUUGCUUUCCACAAUUCAAAGAGAAUUGUUCACAACUUUAUUCAUUUCCACAACUAAAACAGUGUAGUGUGUAUUUAUCCCUGUUCAGUUAGUUUUGUGCAGAACUAAAACAGAGAAAUGUGUUACAAUUAGUCAUUUAUUUGCAUUUUUUAUUACUAUUCCAUAUAUUAUUUUCUAUCCAUAUUUUUCAUAUUUGGGUUCUUUUCUGCUGAAUAUCAAAAAUACUUUAUUUUACAAAUAUACAUUCAUAAAUGCAAUGGCUUUGGCAAGCAGCAUGACACUUGAUGUGUUAUAAAAUGGAGUAUCACAAUCAAAUUUUGCUGAUAUUAAUUGUCUUGAAUAAGAUUAAUUAAUAUGUGAUGAAGUCUUCUCCAUUACAAUUUUUAAAAGAAUCUGAAAACAAUACGGGACAUUCAAAUACACCAGUCCUUUUCCUUGCUUUUAACUUCUUAUAUUUAUUUUGUUAUCUUGCUUUUUUAGGAUUGUUGUACAACAGUGCAUAUUAUCAUUCUUGAGUAAAAUUUAUACAACACUCAAAA
Molecule: messenger RNA, 4513 nt
Organism: Ostrea edulis (European flat oyster)
Lineage: Eukaryota; Metazoa; Mollusca; Bivalvia; Ostreida; Ostreidae
Product: glycogen phosphorylase, muscle form-like
Exons: 16
Coding region: 97-2703 (868 amino acids)
Biological process (GO): glycogen catabolic process
Cellular component (GO): cytoplasm
Molecular function (GO): glycogen phosphorylase activity; pyridoxal phosphate binding
Source: RefSeq, a predicted model, not a curated record